AAUCAAUUUGUUUAAAACAAAAUGCAAUCGAUGAGCUUUAAUUUUCUUCUCCUAAUGUGCCCACGACAUUUUUCAAAUACUUUUUAUGCAGUCGAUAGAGUUACACCUCACACCUGGCUCAAAUUAGCAUCAGCUUCAAGUUUCAUCUGCUCUGCAUUUAUUAUAAUUUGCAAGACAUUCAACUAGCUCCAGCUGCCGAACCCAAGAGUGGACGACUAUAAAUAGGCAGAUGACCAAGCCAAACAGCAUUAGUUCUCUUCGAAGACUUCAACAAUCCGCACAGUUUCCCACCACCAUCACCUCCAAAAUGAAGUUCAUCAUUGUCCUCGUUGCCCUUUUUGCCCUGGCCGUUGCCCGUCCCAAUUCCGAUGCGGUAGUCCUCCGUUACGAUUCGGACGUUCAGCCCGAGAGCUACGAAUACGCUGUGGAGACGAGUGAUGGAAAGUCGGUUUCGGAGAAAGGACAUGUGGAAGAUUUGGGAUCUGAAGCCGAGGCCAUCGUCGUGCGUGGCUCCUACUCCUACAUUGGCGAUGAUGGACAGACCUACAGCGUCAACUACAUUGCUGACAAGAACGGCUUCCAGCCCCAGGGCGCUCAUAUUCCUGUUGCCUAGGCCAAAAACAAAUUAAAAUAAAUCAGUUU
Messenger RNA from Drosophila obscura, 642 nucleotides. Its product is annotated as larval cuticle protein 65Ag1-like. Gene Ontology annotation, molecular function: structural constituent of chitin-based larval cuticle. The transcript has 2 exons. Gene Ontology annotation, cellular component: chitin-based extracellular matrix. The coding region runs from base 230 to 613 and encodes 127 amino acids. NCBI's taxonomy places the organism in Eukaryota, Metazoa, Arthropoda, Insecta, Diptera, Drosophilidae. The record is from RefSeq and is a predicted model, not a curated record.